Messenger RNA from Lepus europaeus (European hare), 3997 nucleotides. RefSeq names its product glycerol-3-phosphate dehydrogenase 2 (gene GPD2). The record is from RefSeq and is a predicted model, not a curated record. The transcript is spliced from 17 exons. NCBI's taxonomy places the organism in Eukaryota, Metazoa, Chordata, Mammalia, Lagomorpha, Leporidae. Gene Ontology annotation, molecular function: glycerol-3-phosphate dehydrogenase (quinone) activity; calcium ion binding. Bases 158 to 2341 code for a protein of 727 amino acids. Gene Ontology annotation, biological process: glycerol-3-phosphate metabolic process. Gene Ontology annotation, cellular component: mitochondrion; glycerol-3-phosphate dehydrogenase (FAD) complex.
GUGAGCCCGGGCCAGGGCUCUGGGCUCUGACGGCGAGGUCCCAGGGGUCCGCCUGCCUUCUCGACGCGUUUCUAGGCCCAGGGAAGCCGGCGUACCUGGAGGUGCCGACUAGGGGAAGCCAGAUUUGGGGGCAGGCGACGAGGCAUCAGGCUGAAAAAUGGCAUUUCAGAAGGCAGUUAAAGGGACUAUUCUAGUUGGAGGAGGGGCUCUUGCCACAGUUCUAGGACUUUCUCAGUUUGCUCAAUACAGACGGAAGCAAGUGAACCUGGCGUAUGUAGAAGCAGCCGAGUGCUUUACAGAACCUGUCAACCGGGAGCCUCCUUCCAGAGAAGCUCAGCUACUGACUCUGCAAAACACACCUGAAUUUGAUAUCCUUGUUGUUGGAGGAGGAGCAACAGGCAGUGGCUGUGCGCUAGAUGCUGUUACUCGAGGACUAAAAACAGCCCUUGUUGAAAGAGAUGAUUUCUCAUCAGGGACCAGCAGCAGAAGCACUAAAUUGAUCCAUGGUGGUGUGAGAUAUCUUCAGAAGGCCAUCAUGAAGUUGGAUAUUGAGCAGUAUAGGAUGGUAAAAGAAGCCCUUUAUGAGCGUGCCAACCUACUAGAAAUUGCUCCCCAUUUAUCAGCUCCAUUACCUAUAAUGCUUCCAAUUUACAAGUGGUGGCAGUUACCUUACUACUGGGUAGGAAUCAAGCUAUAUGAUCUGGUUGCAGGAAGUAGUUGCUUGAAAAGCAGUUAUGUCCUCAGCAAAUCGAGAGCCCUUGAACAUUUCCCAAUGCUCCAGAAAGACAAAUUAGUAGGAGCAAUUGUCUACUAUGACGGACAACACAACGAUGCGCGGAUGAACCUUGCCAUUGCACUCACUGCUGCCAGGUAUGGGGCUGCCACAGCCAAUUACAUGGAGGUAGUGAGCUUGCUCAAGAAGACAGACCCUGAGACAGGCAAAGAGCGUGUGUGCGGUGCCCGGUGCAAGGAUGUCCUCACAGGGCAGGAAUUUGACGUGAGAGCCAAAUGUGUUAUCAACGCUACAGGACCUUUCACAGACUCUGUGCGCAAAAUGGAUGAUAAGAACGCUGCAGCCAUCUGCCAGCCGAGUGCUGGUGUCCAUAUUGUGAUGCCUGGUUAUUACAGCCCCGAGAGCAUGGGACUUCUUGACCCAGCAACCAGUGAUGGGCGAGUUAUUUUCUUCUUACCCUGGCAAAAGAUGACUAUUGCUGGCACAACCGAUACUCCAACUGAUAUCACAUCCCAUCCUAUUCCUUCGGAAGAAGAUAUUAACUUCAUUUUGAAUGAAGUGCGUAACUACCUGAGUUGUGAUGUGGAAGUGAGAAGAGGAGAUGUCCUAGCAGCAUGGAGUGGUAUCCGUCCCCUCGUUACUGAUCCCAACUCUGCAGAUACUCAGUCCAUCUCUAGAAAUCACGUUGUUGAUAUCAGUGAGAGUGGCCUUAUCACUAUAGCAGGUGGAAAAUGGACAACUUACCGAUCUAUGGCGGAAGAUACUGUAAAUGCUGCCAUCAAGACUCACAAUUUGAAAGCAGGACCAAGUAGAACAGUUGGGCUUUUCCUUCAAGGGGGCAAAGAUUGGAGCCCCACCCUCUACAUCCGGCUUGUCCAGGAUUAUGGACUUGAAAGUGAGGUGGCACAGCAUCUUGCUGCCACCUAUGGUGACAAGGCUUUUGAGGUGGCCAAAAUGGCAAGUGUGACUGGAAAGAGAUGGCCUGUCGUUGGAGUACGUCUUGUGUCAGAAUUUCCAUAUAUUGAGGCAGAGGUAAAAUACGGUAUUAAGGAGUACGCCUGCACCGCGGUGGAUAUGAUUUCACGCCGCACUCGUCUGGCCUUUCUCAACGUUCAGGCAGCAGAAGAAGCCCUACCGAGGAUUGUUGAACUGAUGGGCAGAGAAUUGAAUUGGGAUGAUUAUAAGAAAGAGCAAGAACUUGAAACAGCCAGGAAGUUUCUUUAUUACGAAAUGGGCUAUAAAUCUCGAUCAGAACAAUUAACAGAUCGCUCUGAAAUCAGCCUGCUGCCUUCAGACAUCGACAGGUACAAGAAGAGAUUUCAUAAGUUUGAUGCAGACCAAAAAGGAUUUAUUACCAUUGUUGAUGUUCAGCGUGUAUUAGAGAGUAUCAAUGUCCAAAUGGAUGAAAAUACACUCCAUGAAAUUCUGAAUGAAGUAGAUUUAAACAAAAAUGGACAAGUUGAACUCAAUGAAUUUUUGCAGCUGAUGAGCGCUAUUCAGAAGGGAAGGGUGUCUGGAAGCCGGCUUGCUAUCCUAAUGAAAACGGCGGAAGAGAACCUGGACAGAAGAGUUCCGAUUCCCGUGGACCGUAGUUGUGGAGGAUUGUGAGUGUAAACAGUAAAUCCACAGCCAGCAAACAUAGGAACAAACCAACCACAAUGUAACUACCAGAGAUGACUUAAACCACUCUAAAACAGUGGAUAUGGAUAGCUGCCUUUCUAAACACUGGACAACAUUCCAAAACUGUAGGAUGUUAGUGUAUUUGCCAACUUUAUUUACCAAUGCUUUAUUUGUAUUUGCCACUCAACCUAGCUUCUAAAAAGUAUAUUUAAUCUUUUUCCUCAUUUUCAACGCACACCGAUUUAAUGUUUUACAUCCCUUUGGUAACCUGUUGGACUUGACACAUUUAUUCUAAAUCAGUUGUAGAGGCAGAAUAUUUUGGCAGAACUUGUAAAAAUAAGCUGGAAAAUUAAGUUUGUAGAUAGCAUUUGUUCUUAAAAAGAGUGACCUAUUGAAGAGAUAGUGGUCCUCAAGAUUUCUCAGCCCCUUUUUGUCCUCAGCUUGUCUGCCUUCCUCAUCCAAACAAUACUACAAGAGCAUGACUGGCAAAAUUGGAGAGGGAAGAAGUUUAGAUCUGGUUUCAGGAGCAAGUCUCAAAGAGAAACUCUGAGAGCUUGCAGAAUCGCAGGUAUGAGAUAAGGAUAGCGUUGACAUUUGCUGUGAGUUACAGUGAUAGUUCCAUUUUUUUCCCCAGUCACUGCUGUUUUUCUUUGACUAUUACAGUUGCCAGGAGGAUCCGUGUUUUUUCUUACUUGAAAACCAGCAUUUAAGUGGCAAGUUGGAUGUAAUGGGAUGAAGCCAAAUUUAUGCGAUUUUAAGUAGUAAUACAUUUAAGGGUUAAAUACGUAUUUAUGUAAACGUAUAUGAUGAUAUAAUUUUCCAUCCCUGAAUCCUACAUUUUGGAGCAUGUGGUAUUGUCAAAUUUGGCCUAUCAUUUGGAAACAGAGAAGGGUAUUUGCAAAUAAAAAUGGUAAAAAUAGUAAGAGGAUAAAAAAAGUAACUAUAGUGAUAAGUAAAAUAAGGCAGAACACUUCAAUAUCCAAGGUCAUUUUGGUUGCCUAAAGCAUUUCCCCUUCUGUUCUCAGUAGAAAAAAAUUUUAAUCAACCAAAAGUGAAAAUAAAAAAAAAAAAAUAAAAACACAUGCAUAUAUCCACAUAAAACAAAAACAAAAGUCAGUGUGCAUUGAAUUUAACAAGUAUUGCAUUGAAUUUAAAAUGCCAGUUUGGGAUGCUUUUGCUAUAUUUUUGUGGCAUUUUAACUAGUCAUUUUAACAUUUAUUAAUUGUGCUUCCUCUUAUAAAGUUAAGUACCUAUUUUUUGUGUAAAUCAGGUUCUGUAUGUGUUAGGAAAUGUAACACUUGAUUUCACAGCAAGUUUUUGUUGUGCAGAUUUGAGGCUUUAGUUUUUUAAACUGGACAAAAAAGAAUUUUGUACUAUUGUUUCUGAUUAUGUCAACAUUGCAGAACAUCUUUUUGUCUCAUGUUAUAAUAUAAACAGGGAAGGUUCACUCACCUGCACCCCCACCUGCCACCUCUGAAACUGCGUGGACAUAAGAUAGCAUCUUAACUCAUUUUAUUAAAAUGAAAUUUAGAUUCUUCCUACAUCCUAAAGUAAAACCUACAGCAGAGCAAAUGAUGGUCUCCCAGGUGUCACUGUGAACUUUUUCUUUCGAAAUGUGAAUUUUUUUACACUGACUUUUUUUUU